Gadus chalcogrammus (walleye pollock) is the source of this 1731-nucleotide messenger RNA. RefSeq names its product axonemal dynein light intermediate polypeptide 1-like. The transcript has 6 exons. Gene Ontology annotation, molecular function: dynein heavy chain binding. Gene Ontology annotation, cellular component: axoneme; filopodium. The coding region runs from base 833 to 1606 and encodes 257 amino acids. Lineage: Eukaryota; Metazoa; Chordata; Actinopteri; Gadiformes; Gadidae. The record is from RefSeq and is a predicted model, not a curated record.
AACCUCCCGGUUACCAGCCGCCCCGCUCUACCUCCUGAACCACAUGCUGUGUGGACAGUGAUCCUGAACAACCAACCUGCUGCUCCUCCUGCGGGGGGGACUCGGGCUGGCGGACCGGGGUCGGGGUCUGGGGCUGAGGGACCGGGAACGGUGUCGGGUUCUUGGGCUGGGGGACCGGGACCGGGGGGGUCUCGGUCUCCGCGCGGGACUCGCUCUCUCCUGUUUGAUUCUCACCCUCGCCUCCCGCGGCGGGGAUUCCCGCCUCCGUCUCCUCUCUUUCUCCAUCUUAAAGCAACGCGACUAACCUGGUUUAUAUUGAACUAAACGUUUAUCAUAGCGUCCAGAAAUGUGAUUUUAUACACAAUGAAGGUAAAACUCUAAACACCAAAACUUCUAUUGUGUAAACGCUGUUUCGUUUCCACUUCCGGUGGUGCGCAGGAAACAGUCUCCGACGUCCCAGUCCCUUCCCCGACUGAUGGUUCCGCCACCACUCGGGGCCUUCUUUAUUUGUUCUUUAUUCAUCCUUCAUUUAUUCUUUAUUUAUUCUUUAUCCCAGUUUGAAUGAGCUGAGAAGUGAAGGCCGCGUACAGUAUUAAUUAUACCACUAUAGCAUGAGUACGGACGACGUUUCAGCCUCCAGCUGACCCCAGUUCAGGCGGGUAGCAGAGCGCAUGCGCUACCGGACGGCUGGUAACCAUGGCACCAUUAACGGUCAACGUGAUGAGCGUACGUUCUGCUGGUAACCAUGACGACAUCAACAGUCAGAGUCACAGGUGAAGCGUCGAGUAUUUACUGUUUCUCCCGCCGUAGAAAGUGAGUUAAAGUCAUCAGAAUGAUCCCCCCGGCGGAGUCCCUGCUGAGGUACGACACCCCGGUCCUGCAGAGCAGAGCCGUGGAAAGAACCGCGGACCGGAAGACCCCCAAGGCACGGUCUCUGAAGCCCAGCCCCCAGCAGCCCCCCCUGUCCGGCCCGGUCCCCCCGCCCCCCCGAUCCCCCGGGGCCGACGCCCCUAGACAGCAGACGGAGGAGGUCCUCAACGCCCUGCUGCCCCCCAGGGAGUGGGCGGAGGCGGGCCAGCUGUGGGUGCAGCAGGUGUCGAGCACCCCCUGCACACGCUCCGACGUGGUGCAGCUCACGGACCAGCUGGACGCGCUGCUGGGGCGGCGGCAGGCCCGCGAGACCGGCAUCUGCCCCGUCCGCCGAGAGCUGUACGGACAGUGCUUUGACGAGCUGAUCCGUCAGGUGACCAUCAACUGUGCGGAGCGCGGCGUCUUGCUUCUACGCAUCCGCAACGAGAUCCGCAUGACAGUGGCGGCCUACCAGACGCUGUACGAGAGCAGCAUGGCGUUCGGGGUCCGCAAGGCCCUGCAGGCCGAGCAGGGCAAGAGCGACAUGGAGACACGGCUCAGGGAGCUGGAGCUGGAGAAGCAGGACUUGGAGCAUCAGCUGAGCGAGCAGAAGGCCAGAUGUGAGGCGGUGGAGAAGAGAGAGCUGGAGAUCCGCCAGACCGAGGAGAGGAAGCACGGUGAGGAGAUCCAGUUCCUCAAGAGGACCAACCAGCAGCUCAAGGCCCAGCUGGAAGUAACCAUCACUCCAAAGAAAUGAGAUCCUCCGACACAAGACACCUGACCUCAUUUAAGGCCUGGACGCAGAUUUAUAAAAAACAUUCAACACAUUGUGGGUCUCUGGGUGUAAAUAUCUUUUUACAGCACAAGUUAUCGUUUUCUCUG